This is a messenger RNA of Sphaeroforma arctica JP610, 314 nucleotides long. RefSeq lists its product as hypothetical. Lineage: Eukaryota; Ichthyosporea; Ichthyophonida. The record is from RefSeq and is a predicted model, not a curated record. The annotation marks the transcript as partial. The transcript has 2 exons.
AUGUCUCUGUUAGUGGGUGAGUUUGUGCCUGACGACGGUGUAGGAACGGUUUCCAAACACCACAACUUGCGUGUGGCGCACAUUGCACAGCACUCCAUGCAUCUGCUCAACGACUAUCUGGAGGGCACGCUGGUGGAGUACAUGCGACAAAGAUUCAAAGGCGGCGGGGAUAAAGAUCUGAAUGAGAGGGCCACAACGGUCCUAACACAAGAGGUCAAGGACGAGAUGGCUGUGUGGGGGGCAAUUGUCAGUAUAGAGGGGCGUGUGCUGAAAAAACCGCAAACUAGGCAAGUAAAUAUCCUUAUUACGGGAUA